Molecule: messenger RNA, 4377 nt
Organism: Funneliformis mosseae
Lineage: Eukaryota; Fungi; Glomeromycota; Glomeromycetes; Glomerales; Glomeraceae
Source: the annotation of a GenBank genome assembly
AUGACUCGUGCAAAUCAGAAGAGAAAAGCCGCCUCUCCUGUACCAUCAAAUAAUUCCAACAGAAAUAAAAAAGACCAAACACCGGGAAACAAUAAAUCUAUAUCUAAUGGAUCCAAGUAUCCUAAAACGAAUAAACAAGACAAGAAUGAACAGGUGAUCGUGCGUAAUUCCUCCAAGACUGAAAUUAAUGAUUUUCCUAGAGGUGGUAAGGCAUCCGAGUAUUCUAUUAAAAAUGGAAAGGAAAGAAACCAUCGAGAUGAUAUCUUUAAUGAUAAUGAAGACAAUAAAUCAUCUGAUGAGGAGGUAGAUGAAGUACCUGUUAAGAAAAAGAGAAAAUCCGUAUCAAAAUCAAACCCAUUGAAAUUUGCAAAAGAUGCGGACGCUAAGUUAAAUAAUUUCAAAAAAGAUUCGGUGGAAUUAUUGUCAAUUCAGCAUCUUAACGUUGGGGCAUAUUUCUUGGGUCGAAUUGUACAAGUAAAUUCUGUGAAUUUGGUUGUAUCACUUCCCUAUCAAAUGGUAGGAGUAGGUCAAUGGAUUCGAUGCAAAGUUUCUCGUCUUGAAUCUCCGGUUGCCGCUACAUCAAAACAUUGGCGUAUACAUCUAACGCUAGUUCCAGAUGAAGUUAAUUCCGAUAUAAUGGUUGCUGACUUGUCUAAAGGAAUGGUCAUGUCAGCUUCCGUUGAAAGUGUGGAAGACCAUGGAUAUAUUCUUUCUAUUGGAUUGGAUGGUAUCAGUGGAUUUUUGCAUAAUGACGACGCAAAAAAUUAUAUAAAUAGUUAUAACAAUGGUAAUGAAUUUUCUGUGGGACAAGUUAUUACCGUUAGUGUUAUUGAUGAGUUAGAUAACAGACGAACUGUUAGGUUGACAGCAGAUCCGGAAAUUGUUGCUAAAACAAGAAUUUCAGACGCUACCGUACAGAAUAUUUGUUCGCUUCUUCCUGGAAAUUUAAUUACAACAAUUGUAACAGAUAUUUGUUCAAAUGGUUUACGUGUAAAGAUAAUGGGUCUUUUAGAUGGAGUCAUUGAUUUUUUCCAUGGGCCAAAGAUCAUGAAAGAUUCCCAUGAAUUCCAUGAAAAUUUUAAAAUUGGUAGCAAAGUACAUGGUAGAAUUAUUUAUGUUUCUUUCACAACUGAGGCCAAAAGGAUAAGAUUAUCUCUUUCACCGCAUGUUAUUAAAUUGGAACAAACUAAAUUAAAUAUUGACAGAGAGUUGUCAAUUGAUAAGGCUCCCAUAGGAGAAAUACUGGAAAAUGUUAUGGUCAAAAAAGUUGAUAGGCGUAAAGGUGUAUUGGUGGAAAUUGAAAAUAUGAAUGUAAAUGGAUAUGUUCGGUUUUCAGAUUCAGAAAACACAAAUGAUUUGAUACCAGGCUCGGCUCAUCGAGCUCGUGUAAUUGGAUUUGCUGCCGUUGAUAAUCUUUUGUUAUUAUCAACAAAGAAGUCUGUUCUGGAACAAAAAUAUUUUAGAUUUGAUGAUGUCAAUAUUGGAGAAAUUACAGAGUGUAAAAUUAUAAACAUUAUAGACAACGGAAUUUUGGUUGCAUUAUCUGAUAAUAUAACAGCAUUAGCUCCCAACACACACCUUUCCGACACAAUAUUUACUCAUCCAUCUCAAAAAUUCAAAAUUGGAACUACUCAUAAAUGUCGAGUUCUUAACACGGACCCGCCAAACAAUCAUAUUUACGUUACCUUCCGUCCUAUACUUAUUAAUUCCGAUUUGCCAAUCUUCAAAUCAUUUGAUGAUGUAAAAUCUGGAAUCGUUACCCAUGGAAUCAUAUCCGGGAUUAUAGGACAAGGUUGUAUCGUACAAUUCUUUGGUGGGUUAAAAGCUUUUAUACCGAUUAAUCAAUGUGGUAUUGAAGCGAUAAAGAAUCCAAAGGAUCAUUUUCAAAUCGGACAGAUUGUAAAAUGUAGGAUAACGAAAGUUGUUAAGGAUAAGGAGUUGAUUAUGGGAAGUUUCCAAAUCAAUGAUGCUACAAAUAGUGAUCUAAGUGAAAUUAAUUUGGGUGAUCAACUAAAACUUAAUGACGUUUUAAGCAAUUUAAUGGUUAUUGCAAAAAAUGAGCCAAAAGGGUUUGUUAAUGUAACAAAAAAAUCUUUAUUAAUCGAAGCGAAAAGGAAUAAUAAGUUCCCUGAAAAAUUAGAUGAUAUUGAAGUAGGAGACGUAGUGUGUGGGUACGUCAAAAGUGUUACCGAUUACGCCGUUUUCAUAGGAUUUUUGGGAGGAUUUAGUUCUAGAGCUACAAGAGACAAAUUAGCAGAUCAUUUUAUUGCUAGCCCAGUUGGGAUUUUUCAUGUUAAUCAAUCAAUUGUUGGUUUAAUAACGCAUAUUGAUAAAGAAACGUCAAAAUUCGACAUUUCAUUAAAACCAUCAGAAAUUUCCAUCAGCAAAUCUCUGUCAUUUAUUAAUCAAGGUAAUUUCAUUAAAUCUUAUUUUGAGGAACUUUUACAUACGGGAAAAAAUUUGACUAGGCAGGAAGAAAUGAAAGUAAUGAUCGGAGAACGCGUAAAGUGUCUGGUUAAGAAAAGGUUGCCAUCUAAACAAGACGACGAUGACCUAGAUAUGAAUGAUGAUGAUCACGGAGGUUGGAAAGUUGAAGUUAUUAUGGUAAAUGAAAAUAAUUCCAAAAAGAUCAAAGGAGUAGUUAGCGAAGAGCAAGCCAAUACUAGGAAUGAUAUUAAAGAAGGUGACCAAAUAGAAGGAGUUGUCCUUGAUAUUGAUAUGAAAGGAAAGAAUAUUGAUUUGGGCAUUCGACAUAAUAUGAUUUCUUUUGGAAAGAAUGGAAAGCGAAACAAAAACAAAAAUAUUACCGAUAGUGUUGUUAGCAGAAAAGAUUUGAAAAAACUUUUAAAUGAAAAGACAUUGAUCGAUGCAAUAAUAGAACAAGUUAAAGAAGAUUAUAUUAUUGUGUCAUUACCCGGGCAGUCUAACGCUAUAGCAUUCGCAGCCUCAAAAUCCUUUAAUAAUCGUUCCUCACCUUUUAUGAAAUAUCAAUUUGGACAAACCAUCAAAGUUCAAAUAACUCAUGUACCUCACCAUCUUCAUAAAAAAUCUCUUAAUGAUUCCGCAUUUCAAAAGCACACGUUACAACAUCGUGUUUUGGUGUCUAUUAUAGCUUCAGAUCAAGAUGACAAAUUAAUAAUAUCUGGAACAAAAACUAUUGAUGAUUUUAAUGAAGGUCAAGUUAUUAAAGGCACGGUUUCGGGUGUGGAAAAUUAUGGAAUAUUUAUAAAGAUUGAUAAUAGUAUUGUAAGUGGAUUAUGCCAUAAAUCAAAAAUAUCUGAUGAUUAUGUCAAGGAAGUGAGUAGCUUGUUUAAAAUUGGUGAUCAUGUCAAAGCAAAGAUUUUGAACAUUGAUAAAGAGAAGCAGAAAGUUGGUUUUGUCAUGAGAAAGAGUUAUUUUAAAAGUGACGACGAUCAAAUGGAUACGGAUGAUAAUGAGAGUGAAGAGGAUUCAGUGGAGGGUUCGGAAGACGAGCAAAUGGAGGUUGAUAAAGAUUUGGCCGAUAAAUCCAGAUCAAUGAACUUACAUUGGGAAAUCGAUUCAUAUGUUGACCAAACUGGUGAUUUAAUGACACAAAAACCCGAAGUUGAUGUGGAUUUUGAAAGAUUAUUAAUAGGAUCACCCAAUUCUUCAUAUUUAUGGAUGCAAUAUAUGGUUCAUCAAAUCAAAUUAUCUGAAAUCGAUAAAGCAAGAGAAAUUGGUGAAAGAGCUUUGAAAAUCAUUAAUUUCAGAGAAGAGCAAGAGAGGUUGAAUAUAUGGAUUGCCUUGAUGAAUUUAGAGAAUAAUUAUGGAAGUGAAGAAACCAUGUCUAGAAUUCUUACUAGAGCUUUACAAGCUUGUGAUCAAAAGAAAAUCUAUACAAUUCUUGUAGAGAUUUAUGAAAAAUCGAAUAAGCUCGAGCUCGUGGAAAAUACUUACAAUACCAUGAUUAAGAAAUUUUCACAAAGCUCCAAAGUCUGGAGUAAAAUGGGACUCUACUAUACUCGGAAUGGUAAAAUCGAAGAUGCGAGAGCUUUAUUACAAAAAAGUUUAAAAAUAUUACCAAAACGGAAACACGUUAAAACCAUUACAAAAUUCGCUCAAAUGGAAUUCAAACAUGGGGAGGUGGAAAGAGGACGAACUAUAUUUGAAGGGAUGAUGAAUAAUUACCCUAAAAGAAUUGAUUUAUGGUCAAUUUAUAUUGACAUGGAAAUUAAAGCCAAAGAUGAUAAUGCUGUCAGACGUCUAUUUCAACGCGUUAUAAGUUUGAAAUUCUCAUCAAAAAAGAUGAAAUUCUUAUUUAAAAAAUGGUUACAAUUUGAAAUUGAACAUGGUAAUGAAAAACAAAUCGAAGAAGUUAAAGAAAAGGCAAAAGUUGUAGCCGAAACCGUGAGCUAA